Molecule: messenger RNA, 1149 nt
Organism: Notodromas monacha
Lineage: Eukaryota; Metazoa; Arthropoda; Ostracoda; Podocopida; Cyprididae
Source: the annotation of a GenBank genome assembly
AGACGACAGUGCGGACGAAAUAAUGGUCGUGUUCGCCUGUAAUGCGUGUGGUUCAUCAUUGAAAAAGAACCAAGUGGAAAAGCAUUAUUUGACUCAGUGCAGGAAAUGCGAGUCGGUGUCCUGCAUGGAUUGUAACAAAGAUUUCUGGGGUGAUGAAUUCAAGGAACACACAAAAUGCAUCACAGAAAACGAGAAGUACGGAGGAAAGAACUAUCAGGCGAAGCCGAGUGCCAACAAGGGCGAGAAGAAGCAAGAAGCUUGGACGGAACACGUUCAGUCCGUUCUCUCGUCUGAAGCAUCCGCGAACAUGAACCCGAGACUAAGAACUCUGCUCGAAUCCGUCUCCCAAUAUCCCAACGUACCCCGAAAGAAGGUUAAGUUCGAAAAUUUCGUGAAGAACUCGAUCUUCUGCAAAGACCCCCAGUUGAUUUCUCAAGCCUGGGACAUUUUCUCGAGUUCCAAACCAGAGGGUGUAGGGAAGCCACAACCGGAAGCCGUCAUUGUGCCUGCAGAGAGCUCGAAUGACAAGGAGAAUCUGUCGAAGCGUGAAAAGAAGGAACUCAGACGGAAAGAACAUGACAAGGUUGAGAAAAAGGAUAAGCGGAAACAAAUCGAGGAUGCUGACACGAAGCCAUCGAAGAAGCGUAAGCGACAGCAAUCGCAUGAAGAAAAUGGCGAUGAUGAGGACGAUUUGACGGGAUCUCAAGACGGUGCUGACAGUGGGGAAUCCGAACCACAGAAAAAAUCCAAAAAGAAGAAACAGAAAGAGCUUUGCGAAUCGCAAGAAGUUGAGGAUGUUGAACGACAGAAUGGUGAAGAGGAGGAACUCGAGGUUGAAACUCCUGUUAAACCUCGCAAGUUCAAAUGGGAAUCUGUGAUUACUGAAGCAUUGACGAGUGCUGGAGGCGAGUUGCCCGUGAAGAAGCUACGUAAGAAAGUUCUGGCAGAAUACGAAAACCAGGGAGGCGAAGGCAAAGGCCAGAAGUCUUUGGAAUGGGCUCUAUCCCGAUUUGACAAGAAGAUUCAGAAUUCCGGUUUGUUCAAAGUGUUGAAAGACCGCGUGAAACUUGUUUCGUAACGGUUGUUUUGCGUUUCUCGUUAUACUUUAUUGUGCGGAAUGAGGAAGGAAGGAAAGAUGCACUACGAAUA